AUGAUCAAUCAUGAACUCUCAGAAGAAAAUAAACCUCCAAAAUUACUUUUAGUUUGGAGUAAAUGUUCUGAGUUUAGCGAAAUUGAUUUAGAAAAUAAAUAAUCGCCCAAAAUGGUAAAAUUAAGAAAAUUGUAUCUCAUAUUUAAUUAUUUUAGGAAUUCGACAAUUGAGUAUAAUGAGUAACUUCAUUAAGUUAUAAAUAGAUAUAUAGAUUUAGAUGAAAAAAAAGAAGAGAGUCCUAAAUUAGAAAAUUCUAAAUGGCAACCAUGUAGCUGUACAAAAACUAAUUGUUUGAAAAUGUAUUGUUCAUGCUUUCACAACGGGUAAACAUGUGUUGAACAAUGUAAAUGUGAAGAAUGUUAAAAUACUGAUGAUUAUCUAAAUUAACGACAUGAGGCAGUUGAGUAUAUUAGAAAAAAAGCAAAUCGAAAUAAAAAAGUUACUUAAGAGAAGUUAUUUGAAACAAAAGAUGUUUGGGGAUGUAACUGCAAGAAAACUAGAUGUCAAAAAAGAUAUUGCGAAUGUUUUAUUAGAUAAAAAACUUGUACUGUUGAUUGCAAUUGCAAUCAUUGUGAAAAUGGGAAAGAUGAGGAUUUAUUUAAGGAAAUAAGAAGAUAAAAUUAAUAACCAAUAUAAUUAAAAAAAAAGAGAUCUGAAAGAUUUCUUAAUAAUUGA
Paramecium pentaurelia is the source of this 675-nucleotide messenger RNA. The record is from the annotation of a GenBank genome assembly. Lineage: Eukaryota; Ciliophora; Oligohymenophorea; Peniculida; Parameciidae.